AAUGGCGUGUGUUCAUCAAUCGGGAUCAGGACACGAACGACACAUGAGGAGACGCACUAGCUAUCUAGCUCCUUUUCGUUUGCCCACCGGAGACGCGGGAAGUCGAGCUAAGACAGCCGAGGGCACCAUCACCAAGCUACAUAAUGGCCACCUUCUUCACGGCGCGCCGGCGGAAGGCGGAGCUCGUGGCACCGGCGAGGCCAACGCCGCACGAGCACAAGCCCCUCUCCGACAUCGACAGCCAGCGCGGGCUGGAGCUCUACGCCGCCGGCGUCGAGUUCUUCCGUCGCCGCCAUCACGCUGCGGCCGUCUUCUCCGGUGGUGACGACGACAAUAGCGGUGACCCGGUGGGUAUCAUCAGAGCGGCGCUGGCGGAGGCGCUGGUGAGCUUCUACCCGCUGGCCGGCCGCAUCCGGGAGCUCCCCGCCGCCGGAGGAGGAGGAGGUGGAGGCGGUAAGCUGGUGGUGGAGUGCACGGCGGAAGGGGUGGUGUUCGUGGAGGCCGACGCCGACGUGCGGCUGCAGGAGCUCGGCCAUGGCCAGCCGCUGGGCCCUCCGUACCCGUGCGUCGAGGAGCUCCUCUGCAGUAACGACCUCGUCGGCGAACCUGACGUCGUCGUUGGCAAGCCGCUGAUCUUCAUGCAGGUGACACGAUUCAGAAACAACGAAGGGUUCUGUAUCGGCUACCACUACUGCCACUCCAUCACCGACGCAUUCGGCAUGGCCCAGCUGCUCCACACCGUCUGCCGCCUCGCGGGCGGCGACGACGACGGCGAGUCCCUCAACGAUCCGCCGGUCUGGGAGAGGGACCUCCUCGCCGUCGCGCCACGACGCUCCUCGCCACGCAUCAGGCACGUCGUCGAGCAUCCCGCCUACGACCCGCUGCCCGUCUCAUCGGCCGCGGCGAAGGACGUCGUGUGGACGACACCGCGCGAGCAGAUGGUGACCCGCUACUUCCACCUCGGCCCGACGGAGAUGGCAGCCCUGCGAGCCCAUGUUCUGUCGUCCGCCACUGUCUUCGAGCUCGUCACCACCGUGCUGUGGCGGUGCCGGGCGGCGGCGCUGGGGUACGCCGCGGCGCAGCGCGUCCGCGUCCUGGUCAUGUCGAGCGCGCGCUGGAGCUGGAAACGCAAUCCGCCGCUGCCGCGCGGCUUCUACGGCAACUUGCUCGUCCCGCAGGUCGCCGAGGCCACCGCCGGCGAGCUGUGCGGCCGGCCACUCGCCCACGCGGUGGAGCUCGUGCGGGGGAGGAAGUUCGCCGUGACGGACGAGUACAUGCGGUCCAUGCUCGACAUGCUGGCGCGGCGCGGCCGGCCGUUCUUCAACCUGGACUGGACGUUCGUGGUGGCUGACGCCGGUGGCCUCGGCCGUAGCCUGGGCGUCGUCGGAAGGUGGGAGCGCGCCGGCGGCGGCCUCACGCCGGUUGGACAGGCGACUGCGGCGAGCAUGUACAGCUACUACGAGAGGUGCAAGAUUGGAGCAGGAGAGGAAGCCGCAGUGGUGUCCAUGUGCUUGCCGGCGCCGGCGAUGGAGAGGUUCGUGCGGGAGAUCACCGGAUGCUCCAACACCAGAUCAGCGAAGAGCGCCAUGUAGAGGCAAGUCGGGCUUUGUUGGGCCAUGAUUGUGCUACUUUGUACGGGCUAUUGGGCAAUAUCGUGUUUAGGCAGCUCUAUAAAGCAUGGCCAUUAUCAAUUGAUAGGAGAAGAUUUAUAAUGGUUGGGUGGCCAUGACGGGUUGUCGAAAAAACUCAGCAAUCAGGGUGACUUCUCGAUAUACCAGGAGGGCAUAGUUAGGGGUAUUAUCUACGUAAUUGUAUAAUAGUAAGUGUAGACUAAAAAUGAUUAUAUAAUGAUUAUUUUCUUAUUCA
Molecule: messenger RNA, 1866 nt
Organism: Oryza sativa Japonica Group (Japanese rice)
Lineage: Eukaryota; Viridiplantae; Streptophyta; Magnoliopsida; Poales; Poaceae
Product: acyl transferase 1-like
Molecular function (GO): acyltransferase activity, transferring groups other than amino-acyl groups
Source: RefSeq, a predicted model, not a curated record